Molecule: messenger RNA, 4139 nt
Organism: Bactrocera latifrons
Lineage: Eukaryota; Metazoa; Arthropoda; Insecta; Diptera; Tephritidae
Gene: pad
Exons: 7
Coding region: 328-3930 (1200 amino acids)
Biological process (GO): regulation of transcription by RNA polymerase II
Cellular component (GO): nucleus
Molecular function (GO): RNA polymerase II cis-regulatory region sequence-specific DNA binding; zinc ion binding; DNA-binding transcription factor activity, RNA polymerase II-specific
Source: RefSeq, a predicted model, not a curated record
CGUCUUCAACUCGUAGCAAAAUAUUUGUGUUUUCUCCCCCAUAUACAUUUUACCGAAACUUGAAUAAGUUAAUUUAUUAAAGCAAAUUGAUAAAGAAGUGAAUUGUGAUAUGUGAAUUUAACAUUCGCUUUGUUUUUAUUUCAAAGAUUUCUUUAAAAUGUCGAAUGCCUGUAGCUGURUCAAAUAAUAUAAAUUAUGCCAGAAAUUACUUAAAUUUUUAUUGGAAUCAGUUUCUGUCUGGUUCGAAAUACACAUAAAUUUCUACUUAAAGAAACAUUAGCUACAUUCUACAGUGCAAAACAUUCAAACAACACAAAAUUAGUCAAUAUGUCAACUUACCGUGGUGUAAAUUUUCACGAUUUGUGUAGGGUCUGCACGUCCCAUACAGAGCAACGUAUCAGUAUAUUUUCAGCUGAUGGAAAGAGCAAAAAUCUUUGCACUAAAAUAGCCGAUUGCCUGUCUUUGAUGGUUGACGAAAAAGAUCGUCUCCCGAAGGUCUUAUGUGUAACAUGUUUGGGACAAGUGGAGGAAAUCUAUAAAUUUCGAAAUAUUUGCAAAAAUUCACAAAAUGUGUUGAGUGAUUGUUUGAAACAAGCUACGCAACAUAAUAGCGGGAAGAUUUACAUAAAAGAUGAUAUUGCAACGAAUACUGGCAAGAGUAUAAAUGUAGUGUGCAACAACACAUCUAAUAUUCGGUUGAAUGGUUGCACACCAUCCACAUUAGACGUCAGCAACAACCCGCAAUAUACAGCAAUAACACCUCAGCAAAAUUUUUCUAACUUUGGCGCAAUUUCGACUAACAAUGAGGUGCUUAACUCGAUUAUGCAGUCGAUCGGCAUACAACAAACAACGGUCGCUAAUCAAGCAGAUAAGCCACUCAUACAGGAAUAUACCAUAACAAUGGAUAGUAAGGGAGCAUUGAAGACUGAACCUGUACCGUACAAAUCCGAUACAACUCCAGUGGCAAACUGUUUGCAACAGCCGGUUCAACAGCAAAGAAAGAAUCUCUCUAAGGAUUGUGAUCACAAAGCAAUAACUGAGUUUCUUAAAAUGAAACCAAACAUAAAAGUCACUCCAUUAGGAAAAAACAAUAAUAAAAAAAUAGCAGAGCAACAACAACCGCAGCAAUUGCAACUCCAGUCAUCACAAAUCAUAAACCAACAAGAUCAGCACAACAACACGCAGCAUAUUCAUAUUCAACAACAGCAACCCCUAUCGCAAUCCACAACAGCUGCCGCCAGUAUGCAGUUACAACAAUUGCAACAGCAAUUGCAACAAUUUCAAUUACAACAACAGUUGCAGCAACAAUUACAACAAAUCACAUCUCAAUUACAACCACAGUCUACAAUAACUCUUGGYCCUCCACCUACACCUGCCGUGGCGACAAGCCCAAGCAAAAGCAAAAAGCCUAAACUAAAUUUCGUAUUAACCUCACCUCCUUCACAGACACUUACGGCUUCAUUACCACAACUAUCAAUGAAUGCUGGAACACAACCCCCACAAAUACAAUUACAACUKCAAGCACCUCAGACACAAUCACAGGCUACUGCGGCGACACUGCUGUCAAACUUGGCACCAUUUUUACAGCAGCAGUCAGCACAAACGCUCAAUUCGUCGAACAUACUGCAAACACCAACGCCAUCAACAACACCCACAACCYUAGUAACAUCGCCGAAUAAGUGUUAUCUUCCUAUAACUAUCAAGGACGAAAAUUCGGAUCAACAAAUUGUGGCCCAUAUAGAUGCGAAAAACUUUAUGCUCCCUACAACAUAUCAAUUACAAAUGAAAGUACAGCCACAGAUCGCUACCGUAGAUGGACAGCCAAUUAUGCAAUUGGCACCGACAUCUAUACCUGCCACUCUGCAGUUGGCGGCAUCAGCUUUAAAUAGCCAAUCMUUCCAAACGAUAACGGGUAAUAUGCUGCAAACAAUUCCAACAACUAUACAAUCAUCACCAACACAACAACAGCAGCAGCAGGCACAGRUGCAUCAACUUUCACUGAAACAACCAGCAGCGCAUGUAACCUCCCAACAAAUAAUACGGCCGGUAACACAGUUCACUAACGACGUGGCCACUUCGACAAAUGAACAAAUAGAAGACUUUGUGCUGAAUAAAGUGGAUAAUAAUAAACAGAUGGAAAAAGUGAUAAAACAACAGAAAUACAGGCUUUCACAGCAGGCUAGUAGUGGCAAUAUUGAAAUAACACCAACAACAAAUUUCAGACAAGAAAUGCAACAAGUGACAAAACAAAACCAACAGCAACAWAAACAACAAAAAUCAAACCCGCAGCAGCAAGCACACGACUCGCAAAAAGAAGAACAACAGUUGCAGGCACAGAAGCAACUACAAGAURUGGUAACAUUACUAAGGCCACAGUCACAGAACGACGGAACGGUGCAGCGCGUAACAAACAAAUCAACAAUGAAGACACAACACCAAAAAGCGGCGUUGCAACAACCACCACCGCAAGCAGCAAAGCAAACGAAAAUACCUAUGUUGCAGAAAAACGAUGUGACAAUYAGCCGAAUAAGCAAUACUGCGCAAACUCAACAGCAACAACAAGAGCAGCAGCAAGCCUUAUUGAAGCUUCUGCCUGCAUCCACACUGGAUGUAAAAUCGAAAAACGCAAACGGCGUUGGGACGCAAAUACAGCAACAACAACCUCAAAUGCAAUUUACAUCAAAACAGCAAGAUACUCAAAUACCGAAUGCUCCGUCCACCCAAAAGAUAAUGCGACAGACAGAAAACGUUUCAUCARUACAAUCUCAGUCCCACUUUUACACGCAACAAAAACAAUCCUUGAAUACAGCUAACGAUACAGCUGCAAAUGCAAGACCUCCACAGCARCARCAGCAGCAGCAGUUUUCUGCGAAUGCCACUGAGAAAGACGAUACGAAAGUGAAAACCGAAGGUGUGUCCGCGCACGGUGUCGGUCCCAACGGUCUGGAGUGUAGCCAAUGUGGACGCGUCUUCAAGAAGAAAGAGCAUCUGACUCAACACGUUAAGCUGCACGCCGGCUUACGGCCCUUCAAGUGCAAGGAGGAGCAAUGCGGAAAGGCAUUCAGUCGUAAGGAGCACCUAAUGCGUCAUGAAAUCUCACAUUCAGGUCGAAAACUGUUUAGUUGCGACGUGUGCCAUAAACCAUUCUCACGUAAAGAUAACCUCAAUAAGCAUAGAAGAAUUCACACAACUGGCACAAACCUCUAUAACUGUGAAACAUGCAACAAACAGUUCGCUGUGCGCGCAUAUUACGAAGAGCAUAAGCAGAUGCAUGAAGAUGCCGCAUCUGCUGGCAUCAGAAAUUCAAAUCAAAAGAAUGAGAAAACAACAAAUGGGUCUAACACCAUCAAUACGGAUGUGGCUGUGCAACAUUCACAAGUUGCCAGCAGAGAGCAGCAACAAACGCAAAUGCUGCAACAAACUCAGCAACAGCAAACGCAACUGUUGCAACAAGCGCAGCAACAACAAACACAAUUGCUACAGCAAUCGCAACAAAAUCAACAACAAACACAUUUGCAGCAGCAUUCUCAACAACAACAGCAAACCCAUUUGUUACAACACUCUCAACAACAACAACAACCUGAGUUGACAGCUAUACCACCGUCAUUAAUGUCAACGAGUCAACCCCCAACACAACAAAUUCAAAUAGUUCAGCAUCAAGCGGGCAACUCACAAUUUCAGCAGCAGCAUCAACAACAACACAUAAUGCAAUUACAAUUGCCGGCAGUUGUAGGUGCACAGGAUUUAGCAGGCAAUACUAUUACCAUAACACAGUCGCAUGAUCCAACAUUGAAAGCUACAAUCGGCAGCCAUGAUGCGACUGUACUGAAUCUGCCUUCGUCACUGGCGAACCUCAUGCAACUUAGCCAUGCACAGUUUGUAAACACAGCCACUGGUCAAAUAAUGGGUCAUAUAAAAAUUGAGAAAUGAUUAGAAUUACAAGAAUUUUAAAAGACAUUUUCACAAGUCAUACUUAAAAUUAAAAAUUAUUUUAAUGAUUUUUUUGCUACUUACAUCACAUUCAAAAUGUGCGCAUAUGAAAUACUUAAAAGCUCAUUUAAAUAGAGUUUCCAAGGAAAACAUGUUAUUUUUUAUUUAGAUAUAUUUUUUUACCCAAUUGUUAAAAACAUUUGUGGAAU